Talaromyces rugulosus is the source of this 1110-nucleotide messenger RNA. RefSeq lists its product as uncharacterized. The transcript has 3 exons. The coding region runs from base 1 to 1110 and encodes 369 amino acids. Lineage: Eukaryota; Fungi; Ascomycota; Eurotiomycetes; Eurotiales; Trichocomaceae. The record is from RefSeq and is a predicted model, not a curated record.
AUGCCACGAAAGAUUCUUCGAAAUGUUGGUUAUGGAUGGCCAUUCUGUGGACCUUGUAUAGCGUGUGGAGGACAGACGUUGAUUACGAUAAGAACGGAUGUCGUGUUUCUCGAGCACGAAGAGUGGAAGCACUUCACUAACACGCCAACACGUGAGGAUGAAGAGCCAGAUAUGGCGCCCUCAACGCUGGUGCAAGCAAAGGACAUCGAAAGCAUGUAUAUUGAUGGGGAACCCUGGAUGUGGACGACGUUUUAUCGAGCAAUUAUCCAUAGACUGGAUAUUGAUCACCUCGGUAUAUCAGGUAUCACUCAGGGGUUUAUGGAGUUCAACCUAGCUCCAGUCCCACAAGUCCCUCGUGAUCCCCUGAAAGCUCGUAUUGGCGAUCCAUAUGACAAUCCAAUAGGCUAUCUUGUUCAUGCCCACUGCUGGCUACUAGUGGAUCGAGUUGUUGGAAUGGAAUUGGUGGAUACACACCUGGCAAUAUUUGUGAAAGCAGUAGCACGAUUCUGGGCUGAAAACAUUGAGAUUUGCUGGGUGCUACCGGUUGAUAACUGCAAUGACAAGAUAGAUCGGCAGAUAUGGGAGUUGGAACAUUAUGAGAAGACUGACGCACCCUCCUCAAUGUGGAAAAACCCAGCGAUUGUGCCAGAAAUCCAAAGCAUCAUUGAAAAGGCCACUCAAACUCGUUGCACUGACGACCGUUCACAACAUGUGCAGCCAUCUAUGGUCUCCCAAAUUCCGCUUGAGGUUGCUAUACAAAUAACUGAUAUGACCAAACGUGCUAGUAUUUCAGAUGCGCGGAAUUUGUUGACUGCUUUUGGAUGGAGGCUGCCUGACAGUUACUGGAAGAACUGUAGUAGGAUGGACUUGAUAUUUGAAUACAAUGAUCUUGACGAGAGUGACCACCCAGUGGAUUGGCAACUGCUUGGACUCGCGACUGAGGAAUUGCUAGGAGAUUCUGACUGGUACGAUAAAAGUGGCUUGAAAACUCGUCGUCGGGUAUUCCAACGUCUCGGACAGAUUAAAGCCAUCUUCCUAGAUUUGAUUAAAAAAGAUGAGACGGACCAUGUAUUCCGGAGACGAUUGUCUCGAAGGAAGAAUUUUGCUUAA